UUUACCUAUUUGGAUCCUUUGAUCUUUCUACAAGGGGAAAGCUAUGACAGGAGGCGAGGACAUAGUCGUAUCUCCUCAAAUUCAGGUGAUAAUUGAUAAAUUGAAAUCACCGAUGCUACAUGAUUUUGGAUCAAAGUGGGGUGUUGAAAUAGAGUUGAAGCAACUGUAUGAUACGGCUAGCAGGAUCUACGCGAUGAUCGAUGUCUUGGAGGAGAAGCAAAGAAAGGAUGGUCUGUUGAGAGUUCAUCUUGAAUUUCUUCGAAGUAGUGCUUAUUGUACUGAUGAUUUACUGGAUGAAUUCAUCUACGAAGUUCUGAAAGAGAAAGAUGAAAGUAUUCCAAGCACGAACCACAAGCAGGAGGAAGUUGGGGAGAACUAUCACUUUGGGAUGUGAAAGUCUGAAAUGGCUCAAGACUAGAAGGUCAAAUCUGUGAACCCAAAUAUCAACAUGGAUGCCACCAGUAAAUGACUAUUAUAAAAUCAAUACUGAUGGAGGAUUUUUGGAGAACAAAAAGUUCUUUUGGUGUGGUGAUAAGAGACAGCAGAGGUUCUUUU
Molecule: messenger RNA, 555 nt
Organism: Nelumbo nucifera (sacred lotus)
Lineage: Eukaryota; Viridiplantae; Streptophyta; Magnoliopsida; Proteales; Nelumbonaceae
Source: RefSeq, a predicted model, not a curated record